Antechinus flavipes (yellow-footed antechinus) is the source of this 1930-nucleotide messenger RNA. RefSeq names its product transmembrane protease serine 12-like. The record is from RefSeq and is a predicted model, not a curated record. NCBI's taxonomy places the organism in Eukaryota, Metazoa, Chordata, Mammalia, Dasyuromorphia, Dasyuridae. Gene Ontology annotation, molecular function: serine-type endopeptidase activity. Gene Ontology annotation, biological process: acrosome reaction; proteolysis. The transcript is spliced from 6 exons.
AUGGGGCCCUGGCUUGGGGGCGCCACCUUGUGGUUAUUCUGGGGCAGCUUCGCUUCCGCCAACGUGCUGCAUCAAAUCAUUAUUAAUUUAAUGGUUUCCCUCAAUUAAAAUUAAAUAGCGUCUGUGAAGAACGGCGUUUCGAAAAGUUUGCAAAUGCAUGACUGUGGGACAGUACCACUGCUGGAUGUGAUUUCAGGGUCUCGAAUUAUAGGUGGUCAUGAAGCUCAUAUUGGAGCAUGGCCAUGGAUGGUUAGUCUGCAGUUUUCAAACAUUUUCAACAAAUCCAUUCAUUUGUGUGGUGGAUCCAUAAUUAAAGAAAUGUGGGUCCUCACAGCAGCCCACUGCUUUAAAAUGUCUAGAGAGCCACAAUUUUGGGUAGCUGUAGUUGGAGUUAAUGAUAUUUUACAGAACCGUAAGAAGAAUAAGAAAAUUAAAAUUGAUGACAUCAUCAUACAUCCAGAAUACAAGCAUAAUACCUUUGAAAAUGACAUUGCACUAAUUCAUUUAAAAGAUCCUGUUACUUAUAAUGACUUUGUUCAACCUAUUUGUUUGCCAUUUUUUAAUGAUGUGCCAAAAAUAACCAGUGCCAAACGGUGCUUCAUAAGUGGUUGGGGAAAAAGAAGAGAAGAAGGUAUUUUGACACCUUUAUUACACGAAGCUGAAAUACAUUAUAUUCCUUGGGAUACAUGUAAUGCAAUAGGAAGUUAUUCAGGAAGAGUUCCUAAUACUUCAUUCUGUGCAGGUGAAAGUUAUGGAAAUGUUGAUACUUGCACGGGUGACAGUGGAGGUCCUUUGAUGUGCUACUUUCCAGAAAAUGAAAAAUUUUUUCUAAUGGGUAUUACCAGUGCUGGAGUUGGCUGUGGCAGACCAUUUUUUCCUGGUAUUUAUACUAAGGUCCUAUUAUAUGAAACAUGGAUAAAAGAUAUGUGGCUUCUGGAAGCUCCUACCGGCAAAAAUGAAAUGAAUAUUGUACAGGGAAAGAUUAUAAUAAUUAUGGCAUUUGUCAUCUUAUUUGUGCCCAUAUAAAAUGACAUUAAUUUAAGAACAAGAUUCCUUCACUUUGUAAUGUGUCUUCUUCACAUCUUCAUGUUAUCUGAAUUUUGUGUAUCAGCAUUUCUUAUUGAUAUGAAAAAGUUCUGAUAGGUUAGGUAUACAGUUUAAAUUUGAUACUGAAUCGUAUGUUUUUCUUUAGUAUUUCUAUAUUGUUUGAUUAUCUAAUAAUAAUGCUUUAUAUUUAUAAUACUUUCCCCAUAGUUUAUAACAAAUAUAUGUUACAACAUGUACUUUAUAAUGCACAUAAUUAUCUAGAGUAAUGGAUGUCCAUCAGUUGGAAAAUGGCUGAAUAAGUUAUGAUAUAUGAAUGUUAUGGAAUAUUAUUGUUCUAUAAGAAACAAUCAGCAAGAUGAUUUCAGAGAGGCCUGGAGAGACUUACAUGGAUUGAUGCUAAGUGAAGUGAGCAGAACCAGCAGAUCAUUGUACACAGCAACUAUAUGAUGAUCAAUUUUGAUGGAUGUGGCUCUUUUCAAAGUAAGAUGAUUCAGGCCUGUUCCAAGGAUCUUGUGAUGAUGAGAGCCAUCUACACCCAGAGAGAGGACUGUGGGAAAUGAGGGUGGAUUACAAUGUGGCAUUUCACUCUUUUUGUUGUGGUUUGCUUAAAUUUUAUUUUCUUUCUCAUUUUUUUUUCUUUUUUGAUCCGAUUUUUCUUGUGCAGCAAGAUAAUUGUAUAAAUAUGUAUGCCUAUUUUGGAUUUAACAUAUAUUUUUACCCAUGUUUAACAUAUAUUGGAUUAUAUGUCAUCUAGGGGAGGGGGUAGAGGGAAGGGGAAGAAAAAUUGGAACACAUGGUUUUUCCAAAAGUCAAUGUUGAAAAAUUAUCCUUGGAGAUGUUUUGAAAAUAAAAAACUUCAAUUAAAAAAAUUAUCUAAAGUAUA